Molecule: messenger RNA, 2036 nt
Organism: Vombatus ursinus (common wombat)
Lineage: Eukaryota; Metazoa; Chordata; Mammalia; Diprotodontia; Vombatidae
Gene: MESP2
Product: mesoderm posterior bHLH transcription factor 2
Exons: 1
Coding region: 945-1847 (300 amino acids)
Biological process (GO): somite rostral/caudal axis specification; heart morphogenesis; regulation of transcription by RNA polymerase II
Cellular component (GO): nucleus
Molecular function (GO): RNA polymerase II cis-regulatory region sequence-specific DNA binding; DNA-binding transcription factor activity, RNA polymerase II-specific; protein dimerization activity
Source: RefSeq, a predicted model, not a curated record
UCAUCUCACAGAGCUUUAUCCCAAUCCUCUACAAUGCAUGAAAAAUCUGAUUUUGCUUUCUCAAAUCAACCAACAUUUAUUAAGCAGCUACUCUGUGCUAGGCACUGUGCUGGGGACAUAGCUCAUGGGAGGUACACAUUAGACAUAGAAGUGGAAACUAAGACAUACUAUCUAGAACAAUGUCCUAUCUUGUCUACCUUUACUUAGAAGAUCAGAAGGUAUGAGCUUAAAGGGAACCCAAGGCUCCUUGCUCUAAACAUGGCCAACCCUCCACUCCAGCUCGGUGACCGUAGGCAAGUAAUUCAGCACUCUGUGCUUCAGUUUCCCCAGCUGCAAGUGGAAUGGGCUUAGACCUGUAGCACAAAGCCAAGUGCAUGGGAAUGAUGUCACUCCAUCAAUGCCAAAGAAUGAUGGGGGAAAGGAUGAUAAGCAUGAUAAGUCAUUUUAUUAUCCUGGUAAUCAUCAUUCCAAUAGCUGAGUUCCUGAAGGCCUUUGCCUUCACCCCUUCCUACAUAGACAAUGAUCCAUGGUAUUUCCCAAGGCAGAGGUCCUUGAUCAUGGUAUCUCCUUCCCAGGGUAACUUGCUGAAGGCAGAUCUGGGCUGUCUUGGGUUAGUGGGGAGAAUAGAAAUAGUGGGGUGUCCUGGAGUGGGGUGGGGAGGAUGGUGAGAAUGUUAACAGCUGCCGUUCAGAUGUGAAUUGUCCUUUCCACACUUUCCUUGCUCUAUGGAGGUUCAAUUAAAGCAGUGGAGGAGUCAGAAUCCACACCUCUGCAAAUGGGCUCUGUUUCCCAGGGCCCCUCUGUCCCAUUCUUUCCCUGGGCUCUGUGGGUUUUGACACCUCCUUGCCACAUGACAGGGGGCCAUCUCACACCUUGGUCUCAGGAUAAAAACCCCAGCCUGCCUGUUUGGCUCCCCAGUCUCUCCUUGGAGCUGCCCGCCAACCAUGGCUAACUCUCCUCACCAGCAAUUCACCAGGCAGGAGGAUUGGCUGCUACCGCAGGACUGGGGCUGGGGCUGGGGCAGUCACUCAGACUCAACAUCCCCUACCUCCUCUUCUGAUUCAUAUAGCUCAUCCCCAUCCUACGGACACCCAAGCACCACAGAAAGCCUUCCCCAACCUCUGGGGUGCCACACUCAAGAGACCCCUACUUCUGCCCCUUUCCAAAGGAACAGAAAGGAGCAAGGUGGCACAGCCAGUGGGCAGAGGCAGAGUGCCAGUGAGCGUGAGAAGCUGAGGAUGCGCAACCUCUCCCGGGCCUUGCAUGAUUUACGGCGCUAUCUACCACCCUCAGUGGCACCUGUUGGACAGAGUCUGACUAAGAUUGAGACCUUGCGGCUGGCUAUCCGCUACAUUGGCCACCUGUCAGCCCUUCUGGGACUCAGCGAGGAGAGCCUAAGGUGCCGGAGAAGGGAAGGGACAAUGCAGAGCUGCCCACUCUGUCCUGACAGGCUAGGCUGCUGUCCAAUCCGGACCCAGAGCCUCAGCCCAGUCUCCCAAGCUCCUAGGACCUAUUCUCCCCAGCUCCCUGAAGCCUGGGGGUCCCCACCUUCCUGCCCAUUAGUUCUGCCCCAACCCAAGCAGUGUAUGGAGCAGAACCUCAAUGCCAUGUCUUGGGGUUCACCUUCUUGCUGCUUGGGAUCACCAACCAGACUAGACCUGCCUGCAGGAAGACAUCAAGCUGCAGAAUUUGGGAAUCCUUCCCCAGCCUGUCCCGGAACACAGACCCCACCCAAGUUACACUGGGAAAAAGACGCUGAACCUGCUUCCUGGGCAAUAUCUCCGCACUCCUCUGAGUUGACUACUCUAUACCAGGUACAAUAUUUCUUCCUCUAUGUGUCUCCAUGAGAAAUUCAAACCAUUUAAUUGAGAGACAAUUUCCAGACUCAAAUUUGGAACUAGGGAGGACAGUGAUUGGGGGCUGGGGUGUCUCCUAAUCUAAUCUUCAUAGAAUAAGGGAAAGUCAGAAUCAAAAGAAACUUUAAAUAUGAUCUAGCCCAACCCCAUUAUUUUGUGAAUUAAGAUACCCUGCUAUCC